This is a messenger RNA of Carassius gibelio (silver crucian carp), 6063 nucleotides long. RefSeq names its product zinc finger CCCH domain-containing protein 13. Gene Ontology annotation, molecular function: metal ion binding. The record is from RefSeq and is a predicted model, not a curated record. The transcript is spliced from 22 exons. Bases 275 to 5614 code for a protein of 1779 amino acids. Gene Ontology annotation, cellular component: RNA N6-methyladenosine methyltransferase complex. NCBI's taxonomy places the organism in Eukaryota, Metazoa, Chordata, Actinopteri, Cypriniformes, Cyprinidae.
UCUCCUCAGUGCUUCGGGAAAGCUUAGUGUGCGGAGUUUGCGCUCUCUCGCAAGCAUCAUGACGGCGGCUAAGAGGAAGACCGCUUUGCAAGAUUUUUGCAUGUGAUUAGGAGGUUCUCUCCAACAGUCUGUGAAACUGGACUUGACGCAUCAUUCAUAUUCGGAGUACAAGACCAUAUUUUCCUUGGUCUUUACAUGGAGCUUGUGGAAUUGGGCUUUACUAAAACUCAAGGCUCCUUUGGUCUCAGUCUUGACUUGAACUCAACCCUGCAGAAUGUCCAAAAUCAGGCGGAAGGUUACAGUGGAGAAUUCGAAGACCAUAUCGGACAGCAGCAGUAGCACGACCACCCCCUCCCGCAGGCCCAGCGUGUUUGAGAGACUCGGGCCCAGCACGGCCAGUAAUGCAGCAGAGACUCAUUGUAGAAACUGGUUAAAGACUGGGAACUGCAGUUACGGUAACACGUGUCGCUACACACAUGGAACCCCAUCACGAGGAAAAGGCUUCUCUGGAACAUUCAACAGGUCAGCCGAGAGGCCCACUGGGGAUCUCCGGGAGAGGAUGAAGAAUAAGAGACAGGAUGUAGAUGGUGACACUCAGAAAAGAGAUACAGACGAGCCCACUUCACCCACAACCAGACAGCGAGAUUCAUCCCGAGGCAGACGCAGAGAGAAAGAGGAUAUUAAAAUCACAAAGGAACGCACUCCAGCUAGUGAGGAAGAGACCGCAGAUUGGGAAGCCAGUCGUGAAGAUUCUGAUAACGGUGACUACGAUUACGAGUUAUCUCUUGAGAUGAAGAGACAGAAGAUUCAGCGAGAGCUGAUGAAGCUGGAACAGGAGAACAUGGACAAACGAGAAGACAUUGUCAUCAAGAAAGAGGACCCAGUCCCUAAGACCAGGACGAGUAAUACUUCAAAGGACAGGGCUUCACCUGAGCGCAGCAGUUCUAAGGGGUCACCUUCGUCCCAUAAAUCCAGCUCACCCAAACAUAGAGCAGGGAAGAGUGGGACCUCCAGCAAGAAAGAGAAGAAGUCCUCCACUUCCUCAGUCAUCUCCUCUUUAGUGUCUGACCAGACCAGGGCAGAGGAGACAGACAGCAGGUCGUCAAAGAGUGGCCAUGGCAAAAGAAAAGGGCCACGGACACCCAGUCCUCCACCACCUGUCCCUGUGGAAAGCCCAGUGACUGGGAAGAAGCACAAAAAUAAACACAAGAACAAGGAGAAAUGUGAAGACAAGCUUAAAGAAGGCAAAGAACGAGGACGUGAUACGGAGAAACACAAAGAGAAAAAGGAAAAACGCAGGGAUCGGUCCGAUAGUUCUCAUAAAGCCAAACGCUCAAUAACAUCAGAGGAACGUUCUGGAAGUCUUUCCCCACCCUCCAGGGAAGUAUCGCCCCGAGCCAGAAGGAGGUCCUCCUCCCCUAAAUCCACUUCCCAAAAACAGUCCUCGCAGCAGAGGUCUAGGACUCCACCCCGUCACCGCCGCAGCCCCUCCCCUCCGUCCCGACAGCACCUCUCCCCAUCUUCACGCUCUGGCUCCUUAGCCCAGAGACACUCCCCAUCUCCUCGCCACAGACGGUGUUCUAUCUCUCCUCUUUACCGAGACCUUCCUCCUCCAUCCUCGUCCUCACCACCUCCCACUCAGUCCUCACGCCGCUCCCGCUCCCGAUCUCCGCUCACCCCGCAGAGAGACUCUUCACCGACUCCCGCCCCUCGCAGGUCCAGCCCCAGUGCCCGUCACCGCUCCCAGGGCAGAGAGAGGGAGAGGGGGAGAUCAGAGCGAGACCGGAGUCCCGCACUGCAAGAGAGACGGCAUGAGCGCAGAGAUGAGAGCCGCGGAAAGCGUGAGAAAGACAGCAGCCGUGACGAGCGAGACUAUGAGAUCGAGCAGAGCUCUUCUCGAGAUGAGCGUGAUGCCAGGGAUGGCCGAGACCGGCGUGGUGAACGGGACCGAAGAGAUGUCCGGGAAGAGCGCCAGCACCGCGGGGAGGCCAAAGACACUCGGGAUACCCGUGCAGGAGAAACGCGAGACCGCUCCGGACGAGAAUCCCUGGAACGUAGAGAGAGAGAUCGGGACCGAGAAAAAGAGAGGGAAAGGGAGAGAGAACGAAAUGAAACCCAUAGAAAAGAGGAAAUGACAGCCCCGGAGGAAAGGAAUUAUGGAAGGGGACAUGGAAGGGAGGAAUUGAGAAAUGACAGUAGAGUGGACAACAGGAAUGAAUCUCGGCCUGAAAGAACAGGCAGAGGAAGGGGCCGAGGGGAUGCCACAGAGAAAGGGUCUGUUCGUGGUGGUAGAGCGUCACAGGCUGACACUAGCAGUGCUAGUGGGCAUGACAGCUGGGAGUCCCGCAGCAGUGGUCUAAGAGAGAGGAGCUCGGAGAGAAACACUGAUCGUGAUCGCUACGAUAAUGACAGACCGAGAGGAGAACAGCCCAGAGAUGAACGGCGCGGAGGACAUGUAGAGAGAGACCGCCGUGACAUCAGAGAAAGAGAACAAAGAGCGUCCUCUCCCGUCCGACAGCAAAACCGUGGUGAGGACCUCGAUCGUGAAGAGAGAAAAGAUGAUCGAAGGACCGAUCGAGGGGAUGAAAGACGAGAUGACCGCACGCGCGAUAGAGACAAGGACAGGGAUAGAGAAAGAGAGAGGGAACGGGAAAGAGAGAAGGAGAGAGAGAGGGAGAAAGAACGGGAAAGAGAGGCUGAAAAAGAACGUGAAAGAGCUAGGGAGAGGGAGCGGGAGAGAGAGAGGGAAAGAGAGCGAGAGCGGGAGAGGGAGGAGAGAGAAAGAGAGCGGGAAAGAGAACGAGAGGAGCGGGAAAGGGAGCGAGAAGAGCGGGAGAAAGAAAGGGAACGAGAGAGGAAGGAGAGGGAACGGGAAAGGGAGCAAAGAGAGCGGGAACGGCAGAGGGAGUGGGAUGAGAGGGAAAAAGGGAGGGAAGAGAGGCGGGACCGAAGAGAUGAGUCGCGAGAUGACCGCCCCACGCGAGAUGCUCACGAAGAGAGAAAGAACACUCGUAAGAGACAUCGUGCUGAGAACACUCCCAGUCCACGACCAUCUCCUAAAAGAUGUCGAGAUGUGAGCCCUGUAGACAGUGACGGUUACAACAGCACUGAGGAGAAAGGUGAGAAGCACCGACUGCUGAGUCAAGUGGUCCGUCCUCAGGAAACUGCCCGCUCUCCUGCCCACUCCUUUACUGAUGAUAAACACAACCGCUGGAAGGAUGAUGACCGUCGGGGGGAUAAAAAAGAAAGCCGUGUCCGUCACGAGGAGGUUGAUUCCCGCGGUGAGAGAGGAGCAGGAAGAGGAGCAGAGCGACGUGGAGAACAUGCUCCAGACAUUUCUGCUACAGGCAUUUCUGAUUCUAAAAGGGGAAAAGAGCAGAGGGACCUCCCUACUGUCGCCCUCACUCCACCUCCUCCUCCUCCUCCUUCCAUGGAGGACAGAGACUCUUUAUCAGCCGUUCAUGAAGAGGGGAAGAAAAAGACUAAAUCUCAGAAGAAAAAUCUGAAGAAGAACCGUAAAGAGGAGGAAUCUGGCGGAGGGGACCGUAGCAACCCUGAGCCCCCGACCUCCUCCACUGUAGCUGAAGCCCCCCAGGCUCUCCUGUCACCUCGCAAGACAGCCAAGAAGAAAGCCUUAGAAAGGAAGCGCAAGCGCUCGCGAGGUCCUGAGUCAGACGUAUCUGAGGAUGAGCUGGUCGCCCAGCAUCCCCUCAGCAAGAGGCGACGAGGCCCACGUACACCUCCGCCAAUCAACAAGGAUGACCUUCCUUCCCAGAGGGCUUUAAUGGCUGGACAGAGUUCUCUUCCUGCUAAAAUAGAUGCCAACUUCAGUGACUGGUCUGAUGAGGAUGUACCAGAGCGAGGCGAAACUACUUCUGCCUCCCUGCCAUCCGACAGGCCUCCGGAGCGGCUGCUUCCCUCUGAACGUCCCCUUAGAAGGGGUGCACGUGGUGGCGGCCGGGACCGUACGGACCCCCCCAUCGCCCCGCUGCUUCCUGACCCUCCAAUGCUGAUACAGUCUCUUCCUUUACAACCGUUACUGCCGCAACACAUGCUGCGUAAACCACAGCAAGCAGACAUGCAGCAGCAGCGCAGCAGUAGCAUGGGAAGCAACCAAAGCCGAGCGUCUUCGAGAAGGCUACGCUCGCCCUCCAAUGAGUCGGCCCACCUUGACGAAGGCCCACCGGGACUCAGGGCCCGCAGAGGACUCAUGCAAGGUGGCAAUUCUCGGGAGAGAGAGCGAGAGAGGGAACGUGACCGAGAGAGGGAACGAGAGCGGGAGAGAGAGAGGGACAGGGCCGCGGCCAGCGAACAGAUGGGAGGAGAGAGGAAGUCGAGGAUUGAUCAGCUCCGGAGAGGAGAACCCAGUCGAAGUACGUCCUCAGACCGGCAGGACUCCCGGAGUCACAGUUCUCGUCGUAGUUCUCCAGAGUCUGAGCGUCAGGCUCGCUCCAGAGCCGGCUCCUACGACAGCCGCGAGCGGGAGCGGGAGCGGGAUCGAGAUCGUGAUCCGUUGGAUCGAGAGCGUGAGAGAAAAGAUCAACGUCAGAUGCAAAAUCAACAAACCCAACAGCGAGACUGGGACCCAGAACCUCGUGAGUGGGGUGGGCGGGGCAGAGAGCCCCUCCUCCGUGGCAACCGCGAGCCAAUUAGAGAGAGAGACUUGCGGGAGAUGCGUGAAAGGGAACGACUCUUACCUGAAGGGUUGCUGGCACAUGAGCGAAUGGAUCGUGAGCGUGGUGAAAGGGACCGUGAGCGUGAACGGGAAAGGAUGCUUCCGUUUGACAGGGAACUAAAGACCAGAUCUGAAACUAAGAUGGAGAGAGGAGAGUAUGAGCCUCUGUUACCCAGAGAAGCCCUCAUGGGUGUAGAAAAGCCGGCCGACAACUCCCACCUGCAAGGGGAAGCAUCUGAACCGAAAAUGGAUAGUCUUGAUGAAGAGGAGGAUGGAAAGGGUGAUGAUGCGCAGUCUGCGGUCUCAGAUGGUGAGGAGUAUGAGCCCAUCAGUGAUGAUGAACUGGACGAGAUUCUGGCUGACAGUCAAAAGAGGGACGAACAGCAAGAUGAUGAAAAGAUUUCUGGGCCUCUAGAUGUGAUUGAUGUAGAUUGGUCCAGUUUGAUGCCCAAGCAAAAACAGGAGCCCAGAACUCCUGGGGCAGCUCUUCUCCGAUUCACCCCAGGGGCUGUUUUGCUCCGAGCGGGAGUUUCCAGACGCUUAGCUGGGCCUCAGCUCCUUGCCAGAGUUAAAGAAGUGUGUUCCAGAGAGUUGGAAGACCCUAAAGAUGCUGAUAAACUCUUAGAGCAUGAUCUGGGUGCUCUGAACAUGGCUGCAUACAACAGAAGAAUGGAGAGGGCCAACCUACUACGGAGCCAGGGCCCUUGCUGCAAGGCACUGUGUGCUCGCAGAGACAUUGCCAUACGUAGACAGCUCCUGAAAAACGACAAGGGCACAACCAAGCAGAUCUACACCAGUGCUCCAGUGGUGGACAAUGAACUUGUGCAACAGAGUUUACGUCUCUUUAAAAAGAAAAUGGCUUCCAGCCUGUCCAGUGGACAGGAGAAGACUGAUUCAGCCCAACAGCUUGGCACACUGGCAGAGCUGAGUGUCUCCUGAUUGUGCUCAGUGGGUACAGUCUGAAAGUACUGAUCUCAGAUCACCCUCAACUCAAUUAUUUUCACACAAUGAAACUGUUUAAGUCGGUGCUGAUGGAGGAUUGCUGUCCUAAACCUCAGAAGAACCACAGAACCAUAGAGACUGGACAUACUAGCCUGUGGAGAUUUCACAACCUUGAACUUUGAAUCAGAAGUGUGAUAACAAUGUACUGCAUAAGAACUUUGUCAUUUACAUUUGUUUUAGAGAAGACUUUUGUAACGUUAGAUGUGUGAACAAUGUUUGUGGGAUUAUACAAUGAGUACAGAAUAUGUGCAUUAAAAUUACUGUUUGUUAUGUGCAUUUAACUUCUGUUCCCCUUGCUUUUCAGUUUUAAAACAUUUGUGAUCAGUCUCAGCAGUCUUGUUCUCAGUGAUUUCCUUGUUUUAUUAAAAUAUGAUUCAAGAAGAAAA